Messenger RNA from Acanthochromis polyacanthus (spiny chromis), 3367 nucleotides. Its product is annotated as ATP-dependent 6-phosphofructokinase, platelet type-like. Gene Ontology annotation, molecular function: AMP binding; fructose-6-phosphate binding; monosaccharide binding. Gene Ontology annotation, cellular component: cytoplasm; 6-phosphofructokinase complex; membrane. The record is from RefSeq and is a predicted model, not a curated record. Lineage: Eukaryota; Metazoa; Chordata; Actinopteri; Pomacentridae. Gene Ontology annotation, biological process: fructose 1,6-bisphosphate metabolic process; canonical glycolysis; fructose 6-phosphate metabolic process.
GGCGGAGACUCUGCAGUCCUCCUCCUGAGUCUCAGCCUCAAACAUCCUCACAGUCCCUGGCUGGGUCCACUGGGCGUUUCUUUUCUGUCUUUUUUGAAUCUGUCACCUCGGCAGAAGGCAGGUGGACAAACAUGGCCGGAGCACCGAAGCGGCAGGACACCCGGAAAUUCUUCGAGAAUCUGUCCGGAGCUGGGAAAUGCAUCGCGGUGCUGACCAGCGGAGGAGAUGCCCAAGGAAUGAACGCAGCCGUCCGGGCCGUCGUCCGGAUGGGAAUCUACGUCGGAGCGAAAGUCUACUUCAUCCAUGAGGGCUACCAGGGAAUGGUGGACGGUGGAGACAACAUCAAGGAGGCGACGUGGGAAAGCGUCUCCAGCAUGCUGCAAGUGGGAGGUACAGUCAUCGGCAGCGCUCGCUGUAAAGAGUUUCGGACCCACGAAGGCCGCCUUAAGGCUGCUCACAACCUGGUGCAGCGCAGCAUCACCAACCUGUGUGUGAUUGGUGGAGACGGCAGCCUUACCGGAGCCAACCUGUUCAGGGAGGAGUGGAGUGGACUGUUGACGGAGCUGCAGCAGCAAGGUUUGAUUGAUGAGGAAGCCGCACAGAAGAACUCUGCGCUCCACAUUGUCGGGAUGGUCGGCUCCAUUGACAACGACUUCUGCGGCACCGACAUGACCAUCGGCACUGACUCGGCUCUGCACCGGAUCAUUGAGGUGGUAGACGCCAUCAUGACCACUGCUCAGAGCCACCAGAGGACGUUUGUGCUGGAGGUCAUGGGCAGACACUGCGGAUAUCUGGCCCUGGUGAGCGCCCUGGCAUGUGGAGCCGACUGGGUUUUCAUCCCAGAAAUGCCUCCUGAAGAUGGCUGGGAGGACAGCAUGUGUCAGAAACUGUCUGAGAACCGCGCCGAUAAGAAAAGGCUGAACAUUAUUAUUGUAGCCGAGGGCGCCAUAGAUUCCCACACAACAAUAACUCCCGAUUAUAUCAAGGAUCUGGUGGUGCGCUGCCUCGGCUUCGACACGAGGGUCACCAUCCUCGGCCAUGUGCAGAGAGGCGGGACGCCCUCGGCCUUUGACAGGAUCCUGGCCAGUCGGAUGGGCGUGGAGGCGGUGUUGGCGCUGCUGGAGGCGUCGGCCAACACGCCGGCCUGCGUCGUGUCUCUGGUCGGCAACCAGGCCGUCCGGCUGCCGCUGAUGGAAUGUGUUCAGAUGACCCAAGAAGUCCAGAAGGCCAUGGACGAGAAGAAGUUUGAGGAGGCGGUCAGGCUGCGUGGCAGGAGCUUUGAAAACAACCUGAGCACCUACAGACUGCUCUCCUAUCGCAAAGCCGACUCUGAGCUUCCAAAUAGCUCCUUUAACGUGGCCGUGCUGAACGUCGGUGCCCCAGCAGCAGGUAUGAACGCCGCUGUUCGCUCAGCCGUCAGAGUGGGAAUCACUGAGGGCCACAAAAUGUUUGCUGUCAACGACGGCUUCGAGGGAUUCUACAAGGGACAGAUUAAGGAGAUCAAAUGGGGAGAUGUUGGCGGUUGGACCGGUCAGGGAGGAUCUCUGCUUGGGACAAAAAGAACUCUUCCAGGAAAACAUCUGGAUAAGAUCGCUGAGCAGAUCAGGAUCCAUAACAUCAACGCUCUGCUUGUGAUCGGAGGAUUUGAGGCCUUUGAGUCGCUGCUGCAGCUGUACGAGGCCCGAGCCAACUACGAGGAGCUUUGCAUCCCGAUGUGCAUGCUGCCCGCCACCAUUAGUAACAAUGUGCCCGGCACCGACCUCAGUAUCGGAGCCGACACGUCCCUCAACGCCAUCGUGGAGACGUGUGAUCGCAUCAAGCAGUCGGCCAGCGGCACCAAGCGGCGGGUCUUCAUCAUCGAGACCAUGGGGGGCUACUGUGGCUACCUGGCCACAGUGGGCGGUCUGGCUGCCGGCGCCGACACCGUCUACAUCUACGAGGAGGCGUUCGACAUCCGUGACCUCCAGGCCAACGUGGAGCAUCUGACGCAGAAGAUGAAGACGAGCAUCCAGAGGGGUUUGGUGCUCAGAAACGAGAACUGCAACGAGAACUUCACCACUGACUUCAUCUACCAGCUGUACUCUGAGGAGGGACGAGGAGUCUUUGACUGCAGGAAGAACAUCCUCGGUCAUAUGCAGCAGGGAGGAGCUCCGUCUCCAUUUGAUAGAAACUUUGGUACGAAAGUUGCUGCUAAAGCGAUGCAGUGGAUCACACGGACGCUCAAGGACUCUUACAAAGGAGGGAGGGUCUUUGCUAACUCAGAGGACACAGCCUGCCUGUUGGGGAUGCGUCGCAGAGCUCUGGUCUUUCAGCCGGUUUCACAGCUCCGGGAUGAGACAGACUUUGUCCACAGGAUCCCGAAGGAGCAGUGGUGGCUGAAGCUCCGUCCCCUGAUGAAAAUCUUGGCCAAGUACAAGACGAGCUACGACGUGUCCGACUCCGGCCAACUGGAACACGUGAGCCGGUUCCGGGCCAAGGAGAGCAACACCACGGCGACCAUCUGAACCGCCGCUCUGGCUGCUGGCAGAGCUUCACUCCAAACAGGAAAGCAGCUUCACGAAACGGUGACUGCUACUCACUAUGACUGAACGACCACUGAUUGACUGCAAACACAAGGUAGAUUUUAAAAGACAGUAGGUCAUUUUAACAAGAUUCAAAAAGAAGUUCUAUUGUACGGUUUUAGUUACGGCACUUUCUCAGAAGGGAUUUUAGAUGGUAAAUCUAAUGGUGGUGAUUUGGAAUAUAACUCUAGUUUAAACAAGCUAGCAGCACUGACAUUGUAUUUUCAAAUUCCCUAAAGUUAUUAUAAAGCUUAUAAAUAGAAAUGUAUAACAGCACUCCUUAUGUACUGUAUAAGUGUUUUAGUCCCAAAAUGUAGCCCUAUCUAUUUUUCUUUUUAAAGACACCUAGCUGAGCAACUGUCUAGGUGAUAUAUUUAAAGUGUAGCUUUGAUGACUUUUAUUUUCUACAGCACUUUGACUUCCAUAACUACUGUAAACCUGUGAAGCUGCCUAUAAAGAGGGAAUAUAUACCAGGAGGGUCACUGGCUUUGUUCGCACCUUGAAAAACGUCUAAUAACUUGAUUGUACGACACCGAACACUUGAAAGCAGUUUAGUGAGGCUUUGUAAGACGAUUCCAUUUGUGCGUUCCGUCACCUGCUAACUGUACGUAGGAGCGCGUUUGUUUGUGUUGUGUUGUUGCCUUUGCUGUUUGUGUCCACCCUGGGAUUUUGUGUGUAACAUCUUUAUAGUGGUUGUUUGUCAGUAGGGUCCUGCCAGCUGUUGAAAUUACGCAAUAGUGACGUUAUAUGCUGGCAGUGUGAUGUGAGCGUCCUAUCAGAGUAAUAAAGCAUUUACUGUGUGGAAA